Benincasa hispida (wax gourd) is the source of this 3478-nucleotide messenger RNA. Its product is annotated as putative pentatricopeptide repeat-containing protein At3g01580. Lineage: Eukaryota; Viridiplantae; Streptophyta; Magnoliopsida; Cucurbitales; Cucurbitaceae. Gene Ontology annotation, biological process: RNA modification. Gene Ontology annotation, molecular function: protein binding; RNA binding. The record is from RefSeq and is a predicted model, not a curated record. Gene Ontology annotation, cellular component: intracellular membrane-bounded organelle.
AUGUUUUCAGAUUCUUUACCAAACAAAUCCUAAAGUGUUUGUUUUGAAACUUUUGGGACCAAAUAGAUACUAACUUCAAAUCUUAAGGACUAAAAAUGUAUUUUGCCCUCCUUAUUAAUACAAAAUAUUAAAAGGUAAUUGAAAUUGUAAUUUAACCCGCAGUUAAAUAAUUAAAUAAUUUCCGCCCAUAACUCUAAGAAGCGGUUAAUCCUUUACUCUAUCCAUUAACUUCCUUUCUCCUUCCCCCGCCAAAUGUUGUUGGGUCUUUGUCAAUGGAAAUUGCAGUCACUCUAAGCAUUCAUAGACUCUCUUCAACUCCUAAUUUGAUCAAUGUUUCAAAGGAUUGGAACUCAAUCAUAAAGCACCAAACCAAGCUUAAGAAUGAUCAUGCCAUUCUUUCUACAUAUACCCAGAUGGAAUCUCUUGGCAUUGCACCCGAUUCUGCUACAAUGCCUCUUGUUCUAAAGGCUUGCGGGAGGCUCAACGCCAUUGAUAAAGGGGUAAGAAUUCAUUCUUGUAUUAGGGAUUCGGAUUUGAUCAAAGAUGUUCGGAUUGGGACUGCCUUGGUCGACUUCUAUUGUAAAUGUGGGCUUGUUACAGAGGCCAGUAAAGUGUUCGAUGAAAUGCUUGAACGAGAUUUGGUAUCGUGGAAUGCUUUGAUUUCGGGAUAUGUGGGGUGUUCGUGCUAUAAGGAAGCAGUGUUGUUGUUCAUGGAGAUGAAAAAGGCAGGCCUCACACCCAAUUCCCGUACCGUAGUGGCUCUGCUUUUGGCAUGUGGUGAGAUGUUGGAGUUAAGAUUAGGACAAGAGAUUCAUGGUUUUUGUUUGAGAAAUGGAUUGUUUGAUAUGGAUGCUUAUGUCGGUACUGCUUUGAUAGGAUUUUAUAUGAGAUUUGAUGCAGCACUUUCACACCGUGUUUUUAGCUUGAUGGUGGUGAAAAACAUAGUGAGUUGGAAUGCAAUAAUAACCGGAUAUUUUGAUAUUGGAGAUUACGCGAAAGCUUUGAAGCUUUUUAGUAGUAUGCUGACAGAGGGUAUAAAGUUUGAUGCUGUUACCAUGUUGGUGGUAAUUCAAGCAUGUGCAGAAUCUGAAUGUCUCCGAUUAGGCAUGCAACUGCACCAAUUGGCUAUCAAGUUCAAUUUUAUUGAUGACUUGUUUAUAUUAAAUGCACUAUUGAAUAUGUAUAGUGAUAAUGGAAAUCUGGAAUCAUCAUGUGCGUUGUUUAAUGCCGUUCCCACCUCUGAUGCUGCUUUAUGGAAUUCUAUGAUAUCUGCUUACGUUGUUUUUGGAUUUCAUGCUGAAGCUAUAGCUUUGUUUAAUAAAAUGCGUUUGGAACACAUAAAAGAAGACGAAAGAACCAUUGCGAUUCUGUUGUCUUUAUGUGAAGAUCUAAAUGAUGGUUCGAUAUGGGGUAGAGGCUUACAUGCUCAUGCCACGAAAAGUGGAAUGGAACUAAAUGCAUUUCUGGGCAAUGCAUUGUUAAGCAUGUACGUUGAGCACAAUCAAAUUGAUUACACACAGAAUGUUUUUGAGAAGAUGAGCGGCUUGGAUGUCAUCUCGUGGAACACUUUGAUAUCAGCACUUGCUCAGAGUAAGUUUCGAGCCAAAGCAUUUGAACUCUUUACGAUGAUGUGUGAAUCAGAAAUCAAGUUUAAUUCGUACACGAUGAUAUCUCUCCUCGCAUUGUGUAAAGAUGGAAGUGAUUUACUGUUUGGGCGAUCGAUCCAUGGUUUGGCAAUAAAAAAUGGUCUUGAAAUAAAUACUUCUUUGAACACUUCACUGACUGAAAUGUACGUCAAUUGUGGUGAUGAAGGAUCAGCUACAAAUCUGUUUACUAGAUGUCCUCAAAGAGAUUUAAUCUCAUGGAAUUCCCUUAUUUCAAGUUAUAUAAAGAAUGACAAUGCAGGAAAAGCUCUAUUACUUUUUAACCAUAUGAUUUCUGAGCUGGAGCCCAACUCUGUGACAAUCAUAAAUAUUCUCACAUCUUGUACCCAGCUUGCCCAUCUACCACUAGGACAGUGCUUGCAUGCUUACACAACUAGAAGGGAAAAAUCUCUUGAGUUGGAUGCUUCACUAGCAAAUGCUUUUAUAACAAUGUAUAUGCGAUGUGGUAAAAUGCAAUAUGCAGAAACGAUUUUUAACACCCUGCAGGCAAGAAAUAUUGUCUCAUGGAAUGCCAUGAUAACAGGAUAUGGCAUGCAUGGUCGCGGACGUGAUGCUACUCUAGCCUUUGCAAAGAUGUUGGAUGAUGGUUUCAAGCCAAACAAUGCAUCUUUUGUAUCUGUUUUAUCUGCCUGCAGCCAUUCUGGUUUGACCGAGACAGGUUUGCAGCUUUUCAAUUCCAUGGUGCAGGAUUUUGGUAUGGCUCCUCAACUUACUCACUAUGGUUGUAUGGUCGAUCUGCUUGGUCGUGGGGGUCAUUUUCCUGAAGCUAUAGCUUUCAUCAACUCAAUGCCCAUUGAGCCUGAUGCAUCAAUUUGGAGAGCUUUGCUCAGUUCAUGUCAGGUUAAAAGCAAUAAAAAGCUAGUGGAGACCAUCUUUGGAAAGCUUGUUGAAUUAGAACCAACCAAUCCAGGCAAUUUUGUUUUGCUUUCCAAUAUCUACGCAGCAGCAGGCCUUUGGUCAGAGGUUGUACAGAUAAGAAAGCGGCUUAGAGAAAGAGGUCUAGGAAAGCCUCCAGGAACUAGCUGGAUUGUAAUUGGAAAUCGGGUUCACUAUUUCACUGCUACUGACGUUUUACACCCUCAAUCAGAAAAGAUCUACGAAAAUUUGAAUUCUUUGACAUCAUUGAUCCGAGAUAUGGGCUGAAAUUUAGAAUUUUCUGGCGUCCAGCCAGACCGCCAGAACGUGAUUUUAAGUGGGUAUAUAUGUAAAAGAGCUUUUAAAAAAAAAAAAAUUGUCAAGAUUUGCUCCUUGCAUUUCGCUCUCAUGAUUCAAUCCUGCUAAUUCUAAACUGAACGAGAUGUGCUUUGUGAGAGAAUUGUAAAAUGGAGGGGAUGAGUCCCAGAUCGAUAUUCUCUGUUCUUUCCCAAGAUAUCUUACAAGAGCUCCUUGUUAUGUGGAACAGGUGUACAUUUUGGACUGUUCUUGCUGCAUUCUUCGUUGCAAUCUCCAACGGUGUGAUUGGCCAAUUGCCUGGUUCCAACAACAGAUCAAGAUUGCUCCAAGAACCGAACCGAAUUCAAGUGCCAAGAACAUUCAUCAUUCAGGAAGCAGGAGAAGAGGCAAGCAUUUGAUAACAAUGAUCAAAAACCGGAAAUCAAAAGACGAAGAACCAUUUCAUUUUUUGUUUUCGGCUUCUAAAAAUUAAGCCUAUUUAAAUAGGCUUAAUUUUCAAAAACAAAAAAUAAAAAACGAAAUUGUCCCGUUUAGCCUAUUUAAAUAGGCUUAAUUUUCAAAAACAAAAAAUAAAAAACGAAAUUGUUACCAAACGGGACGGAUCAUUUUGCAUUUUUGCAUUGAAGAAGAGAGUCAUCAUA